Lutzomyia longipalpis is the source of this 993-nucleotide messenger RNA. RefSeq names its product J domain-containing protein CG6693. Lineage: Eukaryota; Metazoa; Arthropoda; Insecta; Diptera; Psychodidae. The coding region runs from base 112 to 930 and encodes 272 amino acids. The transcript has 2 exons. Gene Ontology annotation, cellular component: cytoplasm; nucleus. Gene Ontology annotation, molecular function: heat shock protein binding. The record is from RefSeq and is a predicted model, not a curated record.
AGAUUUUGCGGGAAAAUUUGACACUUUGCAAAUUGUUUGGGUGUUUUGUAUUUGUGAGAAAAAUUUUGCAUUUCGUGGUGAAAUUCGGGCAAUUUACACAAAGCACUAAAGAUGCCAUCCACGUUGGAGUUGUGUGAACAGUAUUAUGGAACAAGGGAUGUGUAUAAAUUGCUGGACAUUGACAAAACAGCCCCACUAAAAGACGUCAAGAAAGCGUACUACAAAUUAUCCCUAAAGGUGCAUCCUGAUCGUGUGCCUGAGGAUGAAAAGGAGGAGGCUACGGAAAAGUUCAAGAUACUGGGAAAAUUGCAUGCUGUGCUCUCUGAUCCGGACAAAAAGAAACUCUAUGAUGAAAAUGGAGUCAUAGACGAUGACGAUGAGGAAGGAAAACUCUCCACAUGGCUUGAAAUGUGGAAGGCCAUCUUCAAGCCAAUCUCAGAUGAGGACAUUGGGAACUACCAGAAGAGCUACGUGGGAUCAGAGCUGGAGAAGAAUGACAUCAAGAAAGCCUACCUUGGCGGGAAGGGGUGCAUCAAUUACAUGAUGUCAGCUGUACCAUUUAUGUCUGUGGAGGAUGAACCGAGAAUCAUUGAGCUUGUCAAAGAGUGGAUUGAGGCUGGAGAAGUGCCAGAGUAUAAGGUCUUCACAGAGGAGCCCAAAGCCAAGCGCUCGAGGCGUCACAAGAAGUACGCAAAGGAAUCUCAGGAGGCUGAAGAAAUUAAAGCAAAGCUUGCCAAGGAAGGUAAUUCCCUGGAGCAGCAGAUUCUGAAACGCCAAGCUGAUCGUGGUAAACAGUAUGAUAAUUUCUUCGAUCAACUCAUGAAAAAGUACGAAGAGAAGCCAAAAGGACGAAAGAAGGUGGAAGGCAAUAAAAAAGACUCAAAGGAACCCAUACGAAAGGUGAAGAAGGGCAAGGUCAGCAAGAAGUAAUUUUGGUAAUAAUUUCUCUUUUGUAAUUAAGAAUUAAAAUAAAAUUUCCAUGGAUAUUCAGAA